GUGAUCGUUUUCGGGAUGAAGAGAACUGCGGUAAGGGGUGAGGAGCGUGUUCUUCUUCGCGCACGGUGGCUACGGCCUAUCACGGAAGCGUGAUCGUUUUCGAUUACUGCGGCAGCUUCGUCUUAUGAUUUCGUACGUCCCUCGGCGUGAUGCGGCCGACCACUACGCGUGGAAUUGUUGGGCAGGGGGGAAUGGAAGGCCUCCAGCUCAACAGCAUCCUAACGUAAUGGCGGCAGCAGUCGAUGACGAAACAAAGGAAAUGCGUGAGUAUUUCCGGGAGAAGAUUAGGAAGAGGAAACUUGAGGAGGAGAGGAAGGGGAGGGAAAAGGAGGAUAAACGGCGGAGAGAGGAGAAAAACAGGAGGGAACAGGAAAGGAUGAGGGAGGCAGAUAUGAGAGAGGCUCGAUUAGAGGCUAAGCUGGUUCGUAUGCUUGCGCAACAUAAUCGGUCGAAUGCGAAGGCAGAGAGCUCCUGGGUUAAGAAGAAAUCACCUAGAAUGAAAGCUAGAGUCAUUCGAGAAAUACGCAGUUAUUUGGAUGAGUCCGAGGACGACAGCAAGGAGGUUAAAGAGGAAGUAGGGAAGCUUGUUGAGGCUAUCGAGAGAAGGAAGGGGAAGGCCAAGAUGCUUGGGGAGGAAGGAAGGAUUUCGAGAAUCCCGAGGCGCGGGAACAGGGGCGACCCGGUAAGGAUCGACGAUGACGAAGAGAUUCGGACACCUCCGCCUGUUAAGAAGGAACCAGAGGUGGGCAUGGCGGACCCCAGGAUGCUGGAUUUUGUGAUUGAAAUGCAUAGGCACCUGUCGGCUAAGAAGGUGCCCGAGUUGCGAAAGCUAUGUAACGAGGAGGGGAUCGAGUGGUCACGAAAGGAUGUAGCUGUCGGGGAGCUUGUGAAGUGCAGGGCAAAACUGGCCUACGAGGAGUUCAGCGAAAGCGGAAGGAUUUCUCCGUUGUUUGAGAAGUGAAGGAGGUCAGUAUGGAAGAGGUGAAGAGGAUUAUGUUAGCACGGGGAGGGAGGGUGAAUGAUCACCGGGAGGUAUUGAAUACAGUCCAGGAAGAUCAGAUAUUUAGGAUAUUUCUCUUGUGUGUUAUCCGAGGAGAUUGUCUGUGGGGAAGGAAGUGGGUGGGUCUGGUUAGUGGUGAAGAAGGGGAGCUUUCUACACGAGAUCCAGGGGUGUAUGCAUUAGUAAGCCCAUGGUAUCGACAUUUCUACAUCGGUUGCCCACGCAGACCGUAAUCAAGAGGUGGUCCGAUC
This is a messenger RNA of Chara braunii, 1251 nucleotides long. Lineage: Eukaryota; Viridiplantae; Streptophyta; Charophyceae; Charales; Characeae. The record is from the annotation of a GenBank genome assembly.